AUGUUGGCCACCACCUCCUCUACCACGGGCACCUAUGCCGGUGGGACCCCCGCCAAGCUGGGCCACAAAACAUCCCGACCCAGCAACGUUUCCAUGGCUGACUCCAUUCUCUCUGCCGAUGGCCUCGUUUCAGACCGCGAGGCGCCUGAACAUGAGCCGAAAGCUGCUGGCGUGAGGCCUUCCGAAGAUGACCUCGAGCCCAAGCAUCUGCAGAGCCGUCGCCCCACCCUGCUCGAUGGUAGACCUGACUUGGGCCCCGCCCAACCCAAAAUGAGUCUGGGCAACGUCUCCAUCUGGAGCGAAGGCGUUUACCUCAAUGUCCACGAUAGCCCCAUCCCAAGCCAGCGACCUUCGCUCAUUGGUCCUCUUGCCAAUCACCCUUGGAAUCAACAAAGCCUCGCCUCGACCCCCCGCUCCAGUACGGACAGCGCAGCUACCCAACAGGCCGGCCCCAGUGUCCAUGAUGCCUCGUCAAAGUGCAAUGUUCCCCUCGUCCUCGACCCGCUGACAUGCAAUGCUCCCGACCUCGAACCCCAACCCUCAAACCUCUCCACUAGCCCCGGACAAGCUCCCAGGAAGCGACCAGGAUCCCGCAAAGAGCGCUUCCAGCUCAAGCGCACCUGCAGCACCACCAUCACCACACCCCACAACCCACCCCUCGAGCGGACUCCCUCCCUUAAACGCCUCCUUUCCUGGGCCGGCCGCCUUGGAAGCAAGACUCGUCUUGACCCGCCUGCGGCUGGGCCAACAGCCCCAGACGCUGCCCUGCAGACCACCGUCGGCCCCACGGACCCGGUGGCUCCCAUGCGACGACGAAGCCAGUCGCUCAUCAACGUCUUGGCCCAGACGACUACCGCGCCCGGCCACGCCGGUGCCCUUGAACGACGCCGUUCGUCCAGCGUUCUCUCACCACGAGCUCUCGAGCAGCUUCGCCGUCACGAAACAAUGGACCACGAAGAACUCCUCCGCCUUCGGGCCACUACACGCCAGCCCCGCAGCUUGCAGCAACCAAUCAUCCGUCUGCCCAAUAAGGGACCUGACGCUAGCAUGGUCAUCAACGGCGAAUACGUUCGAUCCACAGACCCCGUUCACCGCAGCCCUCGUGCUUCCCAGGACAAGGGCGCCUUAUCCGAGCACACGACAGCUGCACCGGCGCUGCCAGCCGCCGAUGCCGCCACUUCCAACCCCGAACCACAACUGGGUCGUCUUUUAAACACCCGCCUAUCCGCACUAGAACACAAGGCUUUUCUGCGGCACCGCGUACUCAACACCCCUUUUACCCAGAGCGUCUAUCAUCGCCUGCACUUUACACACGACGAUGCCGACAUUUCAGCUGACCCCGAAGAAUCUCGUGCCCGAGCGGUGGACAACGGCCUCUGCUUACCCACCACUGCCUCUUCCUCAGCAGCAGUCCCGGCCGGCACGGGGGCACGCCCAGCCAUUUUUACGCUCGCCACCCCCAACCGUCGCCCAACCGAAACUCGUCAGCGUGCUGCCAACACCCCUUCAGCACGCCGACCCUCGAGUCCUGACGUGAUCAACCCGUCUACUAGCCCCACUCGCCGUAAAUCCCGGUUUGGCGCCCUCACAGGUGGGCGUCGCCUCAGCCUAUUCACACGAAGUCGAGCCUCUCCACGCCGCCAGUCACGUGCCAGUCGCAUGCAAAGCAAUGCUUCUGAAGGGCCGGAAGAGGAGAAUGCUGACGCUGCCGCGACGGCCAGCUCUCCAAGCCGUCGUCUUAGCCGCUUUAAUCCUCUCGCCAACCUCUCCACCCGCCUACGCCGACCCAGCUCCAGCUCCAACGCCAACACCACCAGCUCAGCAGGUGCCUCCCCCACAAACACCAGCGGUCUUCGACAUGCCGAAAAUGUCAACAAUGCCCUGGCCAAAUCGCCGAGCGUGUCGUUGAUGGGCUCUGUUGAUACCCACGAGGAAGCAUGA
Molecule: messenger RNA, 1941 nt
Organism: Monosiga brevicollis MX1
Lineage: Eukaryota; Choanoflagellata; Craspedida; Salpingoecidae
Exons: 1
Coding region: 1-1941 (646 amino acids)
Source: RefSeq, a predicted model, not a curated record